AGUGAUGAAAUUAGUCCUUAAAUAAAUAAAAGUUAUGGACUCUAGAAUUUUUAUUCCAAUUAUUUUAGCCAAUCUUAUUAAUGACAUUGCAAGUAUUUCCUGUAAUUUCCAAUAUAUAGAAUACAUUCCAACAUAUCCAUCUGGUGAGGAACUAGAAAGAUUAGAUCUCGAACUUGAAAAUCAUACUAAUACAACACGAUUCCAUGAUAGUUUUAGUUGUGAAGAUGAUACAUAUUUUCCACAUCGUCUAGUGACGACGACAACAACAAAAGCAACAACGACAGAACCUCCAAAAGAGGAUAGUCAAGAAAGUCAUGAGUAUGAGGACAUAGAAACCUCAUGUGAAGUCAGACGUAGAACAAUCCAACCAAAAGCACUCAAUAAUAUUUAUAAUAAACUAAUUAAAGUCGUUAAUACUGAAAGUUUUGUCCAGAGCAUUCAUAUUGAGGAAUGUUUGAAUACCAAAGAGCCAUGCAAUCAUGGAGUUGUUCCAUCACAAAGAGAUACAAAAUACAUUUGCCGACAGAAGUUUGUGAAAAUAACGUUGAAAGCUCUUAGCGACACAAAUGCAGUUGUCGAUGACUUCUUCUACUAUCCAUCUCAUUGUGUCUGUGAACUUGUGACUGUGAAAAAGAAAACGAAAAAGCCGAAACCGACAAAAAAGUGCUUCUUUGUUUAGGAAUUAAUAAUUAAUGUAAAAUAAUCUUUAAUAA
Messenger RNA from Chironomus riparius, 713 nucleotides. NCBI's taxonomy places the organism in Eukaryota, Metazoa, Arthropoda, Insecta, Diptera, Chironomidae. The record is from the annotation of a GenBank genome assembly.